ACACAUUCGCCUGGACUGGAUUGUGGAUUGUGGAUUGGAGCAGUGAUUGGAGGAUAUGUUGGGAAUCAGAACUGGAGGAGGCUGGGAAACAAACAGGGAGUGUUGUGUGGACUAGAGGCCGCAUCGAUAUCACAAAAUGAUCGAAUAAACGGCGCGUUUGGCGGAUUGUAACGCACACUCAGUGUGCAGGGAAACGGAAUACGAUAUUUACCGCUGAUCUUUACUAAAGACAAACCGCGUCAAUCAAGUCCAGCAUGCGGCAUUCUUACGCGCUGAUCUUGCAUAUGAAUUGAACACAAACGUGUCCUGAGACUGAAAUAUCUGUGGCAUCUCCUCUCGGUGAUUCUGACUGGAUUUGUGAAGACGAAUGACAUUAAGGCGUUAACUUAGUUCUUCAUUCAUGCACCGAGCCUAUCGCACGGAUACUCAAGAGAAUCUGUCUGUCGGUCAUUUUGGAUUGAUUUUAGUGACGAUAAAGGACUCAUUCAAUCACAAGUGAUUCAACGUCACAGAGCAGUGCCAUGCAACCCCUGUCCAAACAGCUGAUGCCCACAUAGAGGUGUCUGAGUAGACACCCUCUGGCUGCAGAGGAUGCUGGGAAUGUGUCGUGGGCGCAGGAAGUUUGUGGCUGCCUCCCUCGCCCUGAUCUUUAUCCCAGCCCUUACCUGGCUCUAUCUGUCAUCAGCAAAUUUCACGGUCAAACUGUUGCCUCUGUCGCCGCUGGAUCCUCAGUCAUCCCUGCUGAUCAGAGCAGCUGCUGAGCAUCAGGAUGUGGAUCUGCAGCUACGAGAUGUGGAAGAACGUAACCUUGCACUGCGGAGAGAGAUUAGCCUAGCACCCAGGGUUCCAACACAUAGCAACAGUCGCCAAGGGAAACAGUUACACACCCAUUCCACAGAAGAGGGUACAGGUGAUAGUGAGGCUAAAAAAGGAGCAGCCUCAGGCAACAGCUCGGACUGUGUGCCUCAGCCGGUGGUGAACAAAUGUGAGACAAUUCAUAUCGCCAUUGUGUGUGCGGGGUACAAUGCGAGCAGAGAUGUUGUCACUUUGGUCAAGUCAGUUCUGUUUCACAGACGGAAUCCUCUCCACUUCCAUUUCAUCACGGACUCCAUCGCUCGGAAGAUCCUGGCUGAUCUCUUCCACACCUGGAUGGUGCCAGCCGUUCAUGUCAACUUUUAUGACGCUGAUGAGCUGAAGUCUGAGGUCUCUUGGAUCCCUAACAAGCAUUAUUCCGGCAUCUACGGCCUGAUGAAGCUGGUGCUGACCAAGACCCUGCCCUCUGACCUGCAGAAGGUCAUCGUCCUGGACACUGACAUCACCUUUGCCACAGACAUCGCUGAGCUGUGGGUCGUUUUCCACAAGUUCAAAGGUCAGCAGGUUCUUGGUCUGGUGGAGAAUCAGAGUGAUUGGUACCUCGGGAACCUGUGGAAGAACCAUCGGCCGUGGCCAGCGCUGGGCAGAGGCUUUAACACCGGGGUGAUUCUACUGUUGUUGGAUCGAUUGAGGAAGCUAAAGUGGGAGCAGAUGUGGCGGCUGACGGCAGAGAGAGAGCUCAUGAGCAUGCUGUCUACAUCCCUCGCUGAUCAGGACAUCUUCAAUGCUGUGAUCAAGCAAAACCCAUUCCUGGUGCACCAGCUGCCCUGCUUUUGGAAUGUUCAACUGUCGGAUCACACCCGCUCCGAAAAGUGCUACAAAGAUGUGUCCGACCUCAAGGUGAUUCACUGGAACUCUCCGAAGAAACUGCGUGUGAAGAACAAACACGUGGAGUUCUUCAGGAAUCUCUAUCUGACGUUCCUGGAAUAUGACGGGAAUCUGCUGAGGCGAGAGCUCUUCGGCUGUCCUAGCGAAACGGACCACAACUCAGAGAAUCUCCAGAAGACCCUGUCUGAGCUGGAUGAGGAUGACCCAUGUUAUGAGUUUCGUCGGGAGCGCUUCACAGUCCACCGCACACAUGUCUAUUUCCUGCACUAUGAGUACGAACCAGCCUUAGAUAACACUGACGUGACACUCGUGGCCCAGCUGUCUAUGGACAGACUUCAGAUGCUUGAGGCCAUCUGUAAACACUGGGAAGGGCCCAUCAGUCUGGCUCUCUACCUCUCAGACGCUGAAGCCCAGCAGUUCCUGCGAUACUCUCAGGGCUCUGAGGUCCUGAUGAGCAGGAGCAACGUGGGAUACCAUAUAGUCUAUAAAGAAGGCCAGUUCUACCCUGUUAACCUGCUGCGUAAUGUUGCUAUGGGGCAGGUCAACACACCCUACAUGUUUCUGUCGGAUAUUGACUUUUUGCCCAUGUAUGGACUCUAUGAGUACCUCAGGAAAUCGGUUGUUCAGCUGGAUAUGGGGAACACUAAAAAGGCUCUUGUGGUUCCAGCAUUUGAAACCCUGCGCUAUCGGCUGUCCUUUCCCAAAUCAAAAGCAGAGCUCCUGUCACAACUCGACAUGGGCACUCUGUUCACAUUCAGAUAUCAUGUUUGGACAAAGGGUCACGCUCCUACAGACUUUGCCAAAUGGAGAACUGCUACGACACCAUACCGAGUUCAGUGGGAGGCCGACUUUGAGCCGUAUGUGAUGGUCAGACGAGAAAGCCCAGAGUAUGACCGGCGCUUUGUGGGGUUCGGGUGGAAUAAAGUAGCUCACAUCAUGGAGCUGGAUGCUCAGGAGUACGAGUUUGUGGUUCUGCCCAACGCCUACAUGAUCCACAUGCCCCACGCGCCCAGUUUCGACAUCACCAAGUUUCGCUCGAAUAAACAGUACCGCGCUUGUCUGAAGACGCUGAAGGAGGAGUUUCAGCAGAAUAUGUCUCGGCGUUAUGGUUUCGCCGCGCUCAAAUACAUGACAGUGGAUAACAACAGCUAGCCGAGCACAUUGUUCAGCGAACCGAUAAAAUAACCAAUAAAAUAAGCUGAUCAAGGAGUGCUGUGUGACAGCACCUUUAUGGAUGUGUUCAGUGAAACUGAGAUUGCAGGGUCAUUAGGAGACACGGCUCGUGAUCAUCCAUUCAUUCAGGGAUCCGAUAAGACGUUUAUCAGUGGUGUUUGACAGAGGUGCCGAGAAAUAAACUGAUUAGAAGUCAUUGAUGAACUUUUGUGAGAAGGAAAGCAGAUCCUAUGAAGGACAGCAGCACUGAUGCACUUCAGAUUAAAGCCUUGAAUCUGUCUAUCUUUCCGCCUUUCUAACUAUUCGCUUGCCUGUCUGUCAGUCUUUUUGUUUCUCUCUGCCUCUGUUUCUAACCAUCCAUCUGUAUGUCUGCCUGUCUAUAUAGUACUUGUUUUUUUCUGUUUGUCUAUUUAGCAACAUGUCUGCAUCUCUCUCUGAAAGUGUAUAUUGAUCUGUUUGUGUCAAUCAAUCUCAUGUCAUUCUGUCUAGUUGUCUCUGCCUGUGUCUCUGUCUAACAGUCUGUUUUGCUGUCUAUCUAGCAGUAUCUUGAUUUCUACAUCUGUUUGUUUAACAAUCUGUCUAUAUCUCUAACAAACUGUCCAUCUAACAAUCUGUAUGUCUCUGCCUCUCUAGCUGUCUAUAAAUCAUUCGGUUUCAUGUCUAUAUCUAACAGUCUUUCUAUAUUUUCAGUAAUAUUUUCAUAUUUUCUAUCAGUCUAUACCUUUCUGUCUAUUGGACCGUCUAACCGUCUCUCUAUAGUGGAUAUAGAAAAUAAUCACAUUUUUUUGCUUUGCCAAUGGAAAUGAAGGACACAGUUUUUGUUUAAUCCAGCUGUAUUUACUCAGUGCAGCUUGUAACAUCCAAUUGAAAGAUAUAAUGCCAACAUGUCCGAAAAAAUGUAAUAAACAAAAAAAUACAAUCAACGCAUUGGAAAAAGUAUUCUAAAUACUUUUUCCCCACCUUCUAAAAAUGAUCUGUAAACUCAAUCAAGUGUGGCUAAUCACCUUCUCAACGGCCCACAAUGCCAUUUGAGUUUCAGCUGUGGUCAUUUUGAUUAAGAUCAGCAUGAAAAGAGCUUUUACUUGAGCAUUUCAGUCCUUGGUAGUGCAACUGAAGCAAACAAUCAUCUGACAAGGCACUGUCAAAAGAGCUCUGGUAUAAAUUUUUGGACAGACACACGUCAGGAGAUGUAUACAAAAAAACUUUAGCAUUGCUACUGAUCAAGAAAGGCAAAAUGCAGUCAAUACUGAGCUUUACCAAAACACACCUAGAAGAUUCUGAGGCCAAUAGGGUGUUAUGCUCAGAUAAGACUGAAAUUGAACUAUUUGGUCUCAUCAAACAAAACUGUAUGUCUGGUGGAAAUCCAACACCGCUCACCAUCCGAAUAUCACUAUUCCUCCAGUAAAGCAUGGAGGUGUUAUGGGAGUGUUCCUCUGCAGCAGGGACUGCAGCACUUGUCAGGAUAGAAGGAACAAUGGAUGGGGCAAAAUACCAUCAUAUUCUUGAGAAAAAUCUGCUUUCCUCUGCCAGAAAGAUGUCAAUGGGAAGAAGGUUCUGCAAGGCUGCAAAUCAACCAAUGUGAUUAUUUUAAAGAGGGUGAAUCUUUUUCUAUACCCACUGUAUAUCUCUCUCCUUGCGUUUCUGCUUGAUAUCUUUAUCUAACACAGUCUAUAUCUCUAACAAACCCAGUUAAACUAUAUCGAAGCAUUAUCUAUCUCUCUUCCAUUCUGUCUGCCUAUAUCUUUAAUAAUGUCUAUGUUUGUUCCAUUAUCUAACAAUCUGACUAUAUCUCUUUACAUCUGUUUGUAUGCAUCUCUCUCUCUCUCUCUGUCUCUUUCCCUCUGUCUAACAAUAUUAUCUAUCUCUUUUAACAGUCUCUGUCAAACAAUCUGGCUAGAUUUCUCUGUCUCUCUGUCUGCCUGUCUAACAAUUCACCUGUAUCUAACAAACUAUCUCUUUAUAUCUGUCUGUCUUUCUUUAUAUCAACUAUUUCUCCCACAGCCUGUCUUUUUGCUCUCUCGUUCUUCCUCUUGAUUCAAGGUUUCUUUCUCCGUGUCGACAGAUGUUAUGUGUGGUGAAGCGAUUUGGAUGUGUGUUCAUUCUCAGUGCAGAUGUGAACAAAUGUAAUAAACAGGGAUCUUCAUUCAUCGGACUGGCAAUAAUACGUGAUGAGAGGCCAAAGUGAACACAUCAUUGACACAUUAGAGACGGUUAUUCAAGUGCUACUGACUGCAUCACACUCCAUACUAAUAGACUUACGCGCUUGAUCACAGGCUUAAUUAACAAAGACUCAGUCAUGUACUUCAUCAUUUGUAAAAGACAGUGGAGUUGACGCUGAUGCAGCGGCAGAACAUGUCAUGAGUGUGUUUCGUGGUCACUUUCUACACAGA
Messenger RNA from Carassius auratus (goldfish), 5264 nucleotides. RefSeq names its product LARGE xylosyl- and glucuronyltransferase 1-like. Gene Ontology annotation, molecular function: glucuronosyltransferase activity; xylosyltransferase activity. The coding region runs from base 592 to 2853 and encodes 753 amino acids. The transcript is spliced from 15 exons. The record is from RefSeq and is a predicted model, not a curated record. NCBI's taxonomy places the organism in Eukaryota, Metazoa, Chordata, Actinopteri, Cypriniformes, Cyprinidae. Gene Ontology annotation, cellular component: Golgi apparatus. Gene Ontology annotation, biological process: protein O-linked glycosylation via mannose.